Molecule: messenger RNA, 2824 nt
Organism: Tetranychus urticae (two-spotted spider mite)
Lineage: Eukaryota; Metazoa; Arthropoda; Arachnida; Trombidiformes; Tetranychidae
Source: RefSeq, a predicted model, not a curated record
AUUAUCUUACUCAUUAUCCCUGAUUUAUCUCUACUCGAUCAUUUUCCAUUCAUAAUUUCCACCGUAAAACCUGUCCUUGUUUCACAAUCUUCACUCCUCCCCUUUGAUCCCAUUGUUUACCACAUCUUGUUUAUGUGUAUGUUUUUCAUCUGCUGCAUGAAAUAAGAUUCAAUCCUGAUUUUAAUCGUGAAAACAAUUAUCACCAGAUCAACAAAUAUUGACGCAGACAUUCAACAACAUCAUCUUCAUUAACUCUUCAACCAAUUUCAACGACAACAUCCAAUAUCAACAUUUCAAGUUGUGCCUUUUGGGUUAAUGUUGCAAAGAGAUAUUUAACCGACCCAACUACUCUCUUAAAACCAUGGAAUGAGGACAGUUUAUCAAUGACCGAAUUAGUUAAUAGCUGUGAUAACAAUCCUGGUUUGAUUGGAAAUAUUGUUUACCCGUUCCUGUGGAAAAUCUGACUUAGAUUCUUCAAGUACUUGGCCACCGGAAAUAAAAUUCCACUAUCACUUGUUGUUUUCAUCGUAAACAUUGGAGAAAACCCUUGUACGUCACAAUCAAACUAUCCUUUGAUAUUGAUCGACCUCACAAUGGCAAGAAUAAGCAAUUGAUAAUUUUAUAGUGAUUACAAGAUAAAUUGUUGACAACUUCAAUUGUUACUUUUUUAUUAGCAAUUUUUAUUCCGAUAAAUCACCACUUGGAAUAAUUAUGUACGUGUAUUUAGUUUAGUUUUGUUGGUCAGUUAUGAUCCAAUUAUUCAUGUUAGAAUCCACGCAAAUGCAUCUCAAAAAAUCAUUUACACUUGAUUCAUUUGUUGAAUGAGAAAUAAAAACAAACUCGUUGUUUCAAUGUGAUUUGAACAAAAAACAUUGCACUUUAAGAUGAAAUUAAUGCUAGUGUUUACAUGCGUAAAUUAAAUUUUUAUAGAUUGACAGUUCUGCAGAGUUCAGACAAGCGAAAGCAAUUGCACUAUCAAGCCAGACUUAGCCGGAAGGAAAAUUAUAACACACAGAUAAACAGAGUUUCAUCCAACAUCGGAAAUUAUUGAAUUGGAAGGUAAACAACAUUAAACAAAUUGUAACUAAUCGAUUAACAUCAAAUUCAUCCUUGAAUAAAAUCAUGAAAGGUUAAUGCCAUAUAAUCAAUUUUGUUAAAAACAAAACAAGAAUCAUAAUUAAAUUGAAUUGAAUUAAUUUCUUAUGAAUCUUAAUCACUUCCGAUGGAAGUGAUGAUACCAAUGACCUAUUAUUUGACAAUUGUGUUAUCAUUUAGCUUUAAUAAAAUGCUAUUUUUUCUUGAACCCAAUGAAAACUUGUGAUUAACAUGCCAUCAUCGCCAUAACACAAAAUCACUUUCAAAGUUGAAAAUUAAAUUUCAUUUUGUUCAGUUGUAGAACAAGGUUUUAUUUUAGUUUUUAGUUUUUCAUUGACGAUGGGUUUCUUCAUUAAAAUUUGAGUCUUUUAAAUGUGCAAUCAAUUAAUCGUACGCAGGGAAAAGACACUUGCGAUCAGCCAUGAUCGCACAAGUUUCUUGUCUUAUCAUCCACAAUCCACUCUUAUCAUCCGUUGUUGGACAACUAAAGACUAUUAUGGACCUGGUGAGGGUCAUCCCGAAAACACAUCAAUACUGUUUGGUUCCAUAGCUCUUGGUUUGGUACAGUUGAUUGCUAUUGGACUCAAUUUGGCUCAAUGUCUUAACGACCAAUUCAUUUUCAUACCAAUUCUUCAAUUUCUGUUUGUUUUUUUAUUAAUGCAUUUCAUAUUUACUCGAGCUCAACGUGGACCUAAAUACAGUCUCAAGAAUAUUGCUGUUGCUCAUCUUUUUGCUUGUCAAAUGUCACUUUGGUUAGUUAAUUUUGAUCCUAACUAUGGUACAUGUAGCCAUCGUCAAGCUCGAUUAUCACCUCGAUCAGAUACAUCGUCACCGUCAUUAAUAUCCUCCAGGCCUAACAUAUUUCCAGCAUCAUUUUCUGAUCUACUUUUACCCAUUAUUCACAAUUAUCAACUAUUAACGGCAUUCAUUUUAGGUUACAUGUGGAUUCAAAAUAAUCGGUGUCAUUACAACAGCCUUAAACCGAGACUCUCAGAUCUCGAUGAUAACGCUUCAUUCAGUUUUGCCAAGAAACCAAGUUCAAUUAAAGGCUUCUUUAUGGGUAUUUUAUUUAUUUCAACUGCUUUAAUUGUCUUGUUGCUUGGUAAUCCAGAGAUUACUCUCAUCACUCAUACAUCGAUUCAGGGUUUAUCAGCAGCUGCUGCUUUGAUUGGACUCGUAUUGAGAGGUCGUAAACGGAAGGGACUCCACAAAAUUGCCGAUCCUUGUUUGGAUCCAAAUGAUAACCACAUCAUGUCAAUUAUUACUGUUGCUGGUGCUUAUACUCUGGCAAUAUAUGAUAUUGUUACAAGUGGAUUGGAAAACACAUUGACAUCUUACAAGAUGAUGAACCAUGGAGCUUUAAUAAUUCAAAUUGCUCUUCAAACUUUUUUACUUCGCUCUGAUGGUCGCAAGAUUCAUCGAUCUAGAGACGUUUUCGCCUAUUUGAUUUUAUCCAAUUUUAGUUUAUGGAUCCUGGAAAUAACAAAUAUGGCAACUAAUUUAACAAAUCAAAAUUCAAUAUCAGCUCGACAUCUUCCUCAACUACUUGUAACUCUUAAUAGAUUUUAUUCUGGACUCGUGUUUAUACACUUUUGGAAACUCAAGUAAUUCAAAGAAACCGUCCAACUUUAUUUAUAAAAUAUAUUUUAAGGCUGAAUUCAAAGUCAGCGUUAUUUUAAAACCUCUUCAUUUGUAAUUACUAGUUAACUAUUAAAACUAAAUUUUAACC